Molecule: messenger RNA, 6336 nt
Organism: Symbiodinium natans
Lineage: Eukaryota; Dinophyceae; Suessiales; Symbiodiniaceae
Source: the annotation of a GenBank genome assembly
AUGGCCUUCAUGCACAGGCGCCUAGCACCUUUGCCAAAGGCAUUCCUCUCCUUCGAUGACGAAGCACCUGCGCCCACAGGCGCUCUCCGUCGCUCUAGCAGCUUUCCCGGCUUUAUACCCUUCCAGCUCGCCGAGGUUAAACUUCGAGCUUGUGAGCCCAACGCCGAGCCGGUCUACGAAGCUUCCGACGCAAAAGAAGACCCCAAUGCGCUUGUUUUCUCGGGCACCGAUGACGACAGCGAAACCACCGCGAUGAUUAUCCAAGGUGUGCCAGAGCUCAUGACUCAGCAAAAUCUGGCAGAGGACUACGAAGCUUCCGACGCAAAAGAAGACCCCAAUGCGGUUGUUUUUCCGGACACUGACGACGAGAGUGAAACCACAACGAUGAUUAUCCAGGGCGUGCCAGAGCUCAUGACUCAGCAUGAUCUGACAGAGGAGUUGAACAUCUGCGGCUUCCAGCAGCUCUACGACUUCUGCCACCUGCCAUGGAACUUCAGCUUGCGCAGGAACGAAGGCUACGCAAUUGUGAACUUCGUGGAUCCCAGGGUCGCUCAGAUGUUUCAGAAGUCAUGGCACCACCGCAUGCUCACAGCGUUGGUUGUGGGCUCCCAGCAGGUCACCGUCGUCCGCUCACACGUGCAGGGCCUUGAGGAGAACAUGAAGAAGUGGUGUGGACGCAGGACCCAGAUGCCGGACAUCAAACCGUUUGCGCCUCCAGAGGUGGUCAAGGCCUUCGUGGCAAGAGAGCAGGAGACGGGUGGCAGUGGCAGACGCAUGAUGCCUGCUGUGAAUCUGGAGCCGUCGGUUUCUCGUGCCCGCCGCGGACGCGGACACGGCCGGAAUCGACGCAGGGGCGCAGGCAUGCCCUUGAAGGUUCUUGGCGGCAAGUCACAGGUCAGCAUGACCCGGAUCGCUGCGCAUAGCUCAAGGUAUGCAGACGAUCCUGUUUACCUUGUCUUCGACGUGAAUGAGAAGACAGGUGCCGAAGUGCGGAAUCUCGUCUGGAAGUCAGUGAAGGAGGCCGGCGGGGUCUCGGACUUCUGUGCCGCAACAGCCGCUGCCGAUGCUACUCGUGCUGUGGAUGUGCUGCAGCAGUCCCGCGGGCUCCAUCAGCCUCCAUCGGCAGACUUGAAAGCUUGCGAUGAAGUGCCUUUGAGGGAAGGCGCCUCUGGCAUAGGCACGCGGCAGACCGACAAGUAUAGGCAUCGCAGCAGCCGGGCAGACGGUCGAGUGGAGAACAUCCCCUUCAAGUAUGCCAGCGUGAAAUGCAGGUGGGACCGGGAAAUGGGCCUCACCGUCGUGGAAGUGCUGCCACGGAUGUUUCCCCUGCGGAUAGGCGAAGGAAACUACAAGACGCAGGGCAAGGGGUUCGCCGCCAUGUGCUGGACCUUUGAAGUCACGCUGGCGGCAGCUUCCUUGGAAACUCUAUGCCUCCUGGCGCUGUGCUCCCGAGGGCGGCGGUACGACCGCCCCAAUGCAUCUCUGAUUCUGCCGCUGGUGCUGCAGGAGUGGCUGCAAGUUGUUUUAUGGGCACACAUAGGCUCAUCUUCAACGGAGUGUGAUGCGACCAAUCGGACCGUGUCGGCCAUCAUCGCUUACUUGGUCUGCGCGGUUCCUGCGUGGAUGUGCUCGCAGCCACUGUUGUGCCCGGACGUACAGUCUGAUGUCGCGCCAGAGCUUCGGCAGUUCUCCCGAAGCCUCUUGGGUUUCGCCUGCCUUUGUGGGGCAGGCGGUGCGCUCGUGCAAAUCGUUGGCCAGGGAUUUGGUUGGAUGACCUCGGUCUGCACGUACCCUGGGCCGUGGCACCACCAGAUUUGGCCGGUGCUGAAUAUCCAGUACAACUUCCUCCCCGGUCUUUGGGGCAGCCUGCUGGGCCGGGCCCUCUCUGCUGGGAAUCUCUUGCUGUACUUCAUCGCCAGCAUCGGGGGCUUCAUGUCCCACCGCCCCUCCUACGUGCUGCCCUGCCUAGCCUUUGUGGGCCUCAACGCAGCGAUACUCAUCUUGAUCCUCGGACGCGAGUGGGGCUCCUUUUGGUGCUUCCAGGCCUCGCUCUUGGGGCUCGUGGCCCUCCUGGAGCCCUGGCUCUUCGAGCGCUUCGGCGAGCACUUCAUGUUUGUGGACAAGGAGCCCAAGGAGCCCAGGAAGGAGGCCAAGGAAGCCAAGGAAGCUGAAGCCAUCGGUGCUGCAGAGGAGGUGGAUUCCCUCGUGGCCUGUAACCCAGGGCACUUCUCUGUGGCCCGCCGGCAUGCUGCCCGUGCAGACUGGAUGUAUCGCGUGCCUCGAUCCAAGGGCUGGCUGCUCCGGCGCGAUCAAAAAGGUUUACAGGAUCAGGGCGGCUGGGGCAUCAAGAUGCAAGCUGGUGUUGCCCAACAGGCCUGUAACCAGAUGAAUGCCCUCUGGUUUGCAGCGGGUCACCGCAUUCAGGCGCUCGACUGCAACAUGGGAGCCUUCAUCGGCGAGGCUUUCAAGAUUCCGUACGUGCUUCGGCGUUUUCUGCCCUUGGGCCAGAAAAACCGUGUGGCAUCCCGCUGCCGCUAUCUGGGAUUCCGGGAGUACAUCUACACCGGCCGGGAAGGGACAGUGGGGAAAUGCCAUGCCGCGGCUGAGUGGACCUUCGGGACCAUCUAUCAGCGCUUUCUGAGCGGUAUGGGCAUCCGAAUGCACUACGGUCAUCCAGAUUUUGUUUGCGCCUUUUGGGCGCGAAAUCGAGGUGGAAUGAGUAAAGGCUCAGCCGUCGUCAACCUCAGCGAGGACAUUUUUGCAGGUUACAACCUCCACAUGCGCGCCGAAGCGUCGCCGCACGUGGACGUGUUAGAGUUCGAGAAGGGGCGCGAGGCUGCCUUCAAUGCCGCGUCGCUCUUCUUUUCGAAGAUUUCCGCGGGAAGCGUGGGCAUAAUUCGUUCACGAGACAACCACCUGCUUUGCGAAAGGAUUGGUGUUCUUCAUUCCCUAUCGUUUUACUUUACAUCCGUUGCAUUCUACGUUAGCAACCUCUUGAUCGAUUUCUCCAUCACUUUGUAUGUCACCCUCUUUAUCGUUUUCACGCUCGCCAACAUCGACUUGACGAAGCUCUCCGCGUUGGGCUCCUCCUUCAAUGGGGAGUGGCUGCUGUCGCUGGGCAUCAUGAGUCUUUUCCCGCAAUUGUGCGAGAUGAUCCUCGAGUUUGGCGCCAACCGGGCGUGCAGGGAGGUCUUCGGUGGCCUUCCGGCAUCGACGAUGUUCUUCAUUUUCCAAAACAAAAGCAUCGCAGCCGCAAUGCGCUCUGGCGCCAUCUCGGGGCUGGCCAGGUACGCGGGCACUGGGCGGCCCCUGGCGAACCUGCACCAGACCUGGAAGGAUAACUACUGCAACUACUUCAAGUCGCACUACACGCCCUCGAUCCGAGGGGGCCCUGGUCUGAUGGUUUUGUACAUCGUCUACAACCUACUUGCCAGCCAAACGUUUCAGGGGCAGCUGCCCAUGUUUCUGGUAGUCAUCUCUUUCACUUUCUGGAUCGUGACGCCCGUGAUCUUCGCGCCGUUUGCGAGAUGCACGCUGAUCACCCAGGACCUGCGCGAUUUCAAUGGCUUCAUCAACGGACGCGCAGGGAUGUCAGAGGCCGAGCUCGACGACGUCGUGGACCGUGGCCGAAAGAACAAGAUGCCCCGCACACUCUUUGAGUGCGGGCUAACCGAUGCCAUCCUCUACUGGACUGAUGUGCCUUGCUCGGUUCUUGUGGGGAAGCUCAUCGGCAGGCAGGCAUGUCCAGGUCGAGAGAUGGACGAGGCCUUGAUGGUGCAGAAGAGGGCUAGACCAGGCGGAUCUGGGACAGGGAAAGCUGCAGCGCGCAAGCUUGCGAUGACAUUUGAAGGUGGCGGAUUCAAAGCACACUCAGCCUUUACGGGCGUAAUGAGCGGUUUGCUGGGUGCUUCCGGGCUCGGCUUGGAGGAGUUGCUUCGUGCAGUCGAAGUCUUGGUGUCCAUAAGUGGAGGAACGUGGUUCUCAGCUCAGCUGAUUUAUUCUCCGGCCUUUCAGUCCCUCGUUGAAGAGAUGGGCAAGAAGCCCGACGAUGCCGCGAAGCUGUUCUGGAAGUCUUGGGUGGUGCCGCUCUUGGACUCCUUGCUGACGAAGAGCACUGGUCCUUCGACCCCGUGGAAUCCUCCGAAGCCAACAAGUGUCCCGCAGACGGUGUUGAAGAAUGACCGUUUCCACAAGUUGCCAGCAACAAGGGGAAAACUUUGGAUCUUGAUUGAUUUCAUUGAGAUUCUCUUCGAGGUCAUCUAUGCCUUUCUUCAUCAGCACGGGAAUUGGGAGGACUUUGUUGGAAAGAUCCUCAACACCAUGGGAGACAUGUCCAGCCAAGAUACAUUGGGCAGCAAGACCAAUCCUUGGGCCAGCAACAAGACUUGGCUGGUGUCCGUGUCGGUGGCCAGUGCCGGAAAUGGUACUGGUCCAGGAUCUUGCGCAAGCUCCGCUUUCCGACCGCUGUGCAUCGCCAAGCUGUAUCACGGUCCUUCCGUGGAAGUGUACCGGAACGGUACGUUCGGCGUGACCUACUCUUGCCCCAGUACUGCGACCCGGGCCAUGUCCUCCUGGGCACCCGCCGCCUUCAGCGUGAAAUUGGGUAUGCCAGACGUGCCCAGUGCCAUUUUCUGCCAUGACUGCUCAGACCUCGAGUUCCACUAUAGCGGGGUGACACGGACGAAAGGAGACCCGUGGGCAGCAUCACCCAAGGGCCUCUACGCCUUCGGCACGGAGACUCCCGUGAUCCAGGCUGUGGCAGCUUCCUCUGCCUUCUUGGGGCCCCUGUCAGCGAUCCCCUUGAACAAGCAAGGCUUUGCCGAACAGAUCGCAAGGGCAGUAAAGGGCUUCUUGGACAGCUUUGAGGGCAUCCCACCCUGGUUUGCAGACUUCCUCUCCCAGGGCUUACAAAAUGCCUUGAACAUCAACUGGAUCGUCUGGGCUCAGAAGGCAGAAAGUGACAAGGCGGCCUUUCAGGAUGCCGUGAAGGUCAUCAAGUUCCUCUACAACUCGGGAGGUGAUAUCGGACAGGAGGAGCUGGACCGGCUGGCGGAGAAGAGUUUCUUUGGCAUUGCUGAUGGGGGCGUGGGCGACAAUUCCGGCAUUGGACACUCCCUCGUCUCUGGCGCAGAUGAGAUCGUGGUCUUCGCAGACAUGCCAACGAGUGUCUCACAGACCGGGAAGCAAGAGGGAUCACGGCAGAUCUUCGAUGUGCCUUUCGUUGACUUGUGCCCUCUUUGCUAUGCGAAUUUCCAACUCUUCGAGGAGUCAAAGGAGGAGAUCGAUGCGCAGUGGGAGGAGCAGCAGACCUUCUUCUACCUUCCACCAGACACGACGACCCUGAACUCCCUGAGCAUCGGAACCCUGCAGCUCACAACUGCUCAGAACGACUACUUUGGCACUUCAGGAGGUCGCUCGGUGAAGGUGCAUGUCAUCAGUGUCUUGUCGGGCCUUGGGAUCGGUGGCAAGGCUUAUGAGGAUUACGCCACUUUCGUGAAAGAUAUCAUUGGUGCUUUUGCCCGCCCCGAUAACCAGGACAAAGUGCAAGAGAUCCUGAGCUGGCGGACCAGCCAGGUUGUCGUCAUGCUUCGCGCUUGGCAGCAGCCGGGCACGCCUUGGCGCUUGUUUUUUGCGCAGCACUGGGUGGCGCUGCCUUCAGAGAUCAUGGACUUCCUCUGGGUCUACACAGUGCUUCUCUGCUUCCAGUGGCUGUUAGUCUUCGGCUUCUUCUACUUCAAUCUGAACAACAUCCUCUUGAUGUCAUCUUGGCUGGUUUGGCUUGCUGUGCUUCUCGUGGGCCGCCUCUACGUUAUUGGGGUCAUUGGCGAGCGCGCCACGGCUCCUUCACUUUGGGUGCGCCUACCAGAGUUCUUCAUCUCGUUCCUCGUUUUCGUGGAGUACUUAGGUUUCCUCCAGCACCUCAUCCUGACGAUUUUCCGACUUACGGGGGCGGCUGCAUCCGAGGACGGCUUUGCCUGCCUCCACGUGAAGAGGAGAGUUUCGCAAGACUCCACCAACCGAAGGUUGCACCGGUGCAUUCGAUUUGCCCACGUGUUCUUCUUCUCGCAUCAGCUGCAUACCUUGCAGGCCUACAUCGUGCUCGUCGCCAAUCUGCUGACGUCCUUGUUCCUUGCGAGCACGGACAAGGUCUUUUGCAACUUGAGAAUGCACACUUGGUGGCUUCUCAACUCGGUUGCGGGGGACCCCAAGUACUUGGAGAGCGAGCCCAGCGCCAAGCUUUCCGGGAGAAGUCCACCAUCGAAAGUCAAAAGUGAUUAUUGCGAAUAUUUCGGUCUGAGAGCUCCCUGUUGUGGUGAGGGUCUGCAAAAGCAUUGA